Messenger RNA from Cucurbita maxima (winter squash), 1136 nucleotides. Its product is annotated as protein FATTY ACID EXPORT 1, chloroplastic. The record is from RefSeq and is a predicted model, not a curated record. The coding region runs from base 162 to 845 and encodes 227 amino acids. Gene Ontology annotation, cellular component: membrane. The transcript has 6 exons. Lineage: Eukaryota; Viridiplantae; Streptophyta; Magnoliopsida; Cucurbitales; Cucurbitaceae.
ACUCGUUCAGUCUUCUGUAAAACGUGGAGACGAUCCAGAUUCUUCGAAUAAGUAUAAUCCUCUAAAGCCUCCAUUCAUCACAUUCAAUUGGAACUCAGAUCCUCCUUGUUGAAUUUUCACUCCGUGGAUUGCUCGAUUUAGCCUUGCUCCGAUCUAAAAAAAUGGUGGCGACAGCGUCUCAGUUUUCGUGCUUCUUCGCUAUCAACCGUGGCUUUCGCCUGCAACAGCGCCGCUCAUUAGUAGCUCCUCGCCCUUCUCUUUCCUUGCCUAAGUUCUCGAUUGUUAUGAGCCUUGAAGGAUCUGCUUCAAAUACUGCUGAUGCUGAUGCCCAGACUAAGACAACUUUAAGCGAUGCCACUUAUGCAUCAGAAUCUCAAGUUACCUCAAAUUCAUAUCCUGGUGUUGAAGAGUCGUCUGAUGUUGGAAAUGUAGAGAACGACGUUGGCACUGUGCCUAAACGAUCAGCAAAAAUCCAUGAUUUCUGUUUUGGCAUUCCCUUCGGUGGAAUUGUUCUAAGUGGUGGCCUUAUUAGCUUAAUAUUUUCAAGAAACCCGUCUGCAUUGACCAGUUUGAUCUCUGGGGGUGCUUUGCUGGCUCUGAGCACUUUAAGUUUGAAAAUCUGGAGGCAGGGGAAGUCCAGUUUGCCAUAUAUUCUAGGACAAGCAGUACUUACCGCCUCGUUUUUCUGGAAUAGUUUUCAGACGUACUCAUCGACCAAAAACGUGUUUCCAUCGGCCUUAUACGCUGCACUCAGUGCUGCAAUGUUGUGCUUCUACUUAUAUGUGGUAAUUUCUGGGGGAAACCCGCCACCAAAAAAAUUAAAGCCUUCUCCAUCUGCUGCUUAAUGAAUUCGAAUCCUACUGAUUACAUUUAGGAAACGUUUACUUUGUGGUGUAGCAUGUGAGUUGAGUUAGGAGGGAAAAGAGGACUUAUUUUCUUUUGUUGGGAUGGUAAAAUAUGAAAUAAAGCUUGCGGGGGAGGGGGGAUGUUCUGUACUUCAUCAUCUGUGAGGUUUGCAAAUAUGAUAUCAAUACAAGCUAGUUGUAGUGUUCUAAAAACUCCGAUAAUUUGAAAAACUUGAUCAACUCACGUUUGGAUUGGGUUACGAAUUUAUUUGGAUUUGGUUAAGUUCUAAU